AUGGGCGGUCCCGAGACACUCACUUGCUCAAGACGGCGACUGGGUUGUCGGCGGCGUCCACCAGGACGACGCUGGUGUGCUCCCCGAUGGCCCGCUUCUGGGAGUCGUCAACGGCUAGCACGAUGGGCACGGACAUGUUGACCACGCCGCCACAGCCGAGGCGGAGACAGUUGAAAUGAAGAGUUUGGAGGAACUCGGCUUCUCUCAUGAAGCCCCUGAGCGGGCUGGCCCACCCCUCGCUCAACACGUGGACCCACUGGAGGUCAGUCCGCGAGAGCCGGACACGUGGCUGACCCGCCAUCUCCCGCCGCCUCGCCUCCCUCGUGGGCCCCGCCGGCGCCACCAGGUCAACCAGCGCGCCGCCGUCCGGCUCGAUGAGGGUCAACGAAACUCUCUCGCCCCUUCUCAUCCUUCUCCCCCCCCUUCCUCUUCGACCCAGAGGGCUGAGAGAUCCGGAAAAGGGCGGAGAAUGGCGAUGGAUGAUCGGGGAAAGGGCUGAGAAUAGGGCAGCCAUGGAGGCCAUUGCCGGGGAAGCAGCAGCUAGAGAGAGCGAGGGGGGGGGGGGAGAGAGAGAGAGAGAGAGAGAGAGAGAGAGAGGCAGGAGCCGUCGUAUCCAUGAACUGUGUAGUUCGGGGAGUGACUUAUAGCGAAGGUUGCCGGCGAAAUGGUAGCGAAGCCGGCGAGGGGGGAUGAAUCUGGACGGUGUCGGGGGAGGAAAAGAUGCCCUGUUUUUAGAAUUCAUACGGCAUAGAAUACCUGGCUUUCAGAAAAGAAAUGGGCAAAAUGAGGUGUGCCCCCUGACAGCCCGGAAGUAGUAGAAAGGAACCUCUCAAUUGACGUCACUCCCCACACUCCCACGACUCAGCUCCGAACAGCGCCGUAACACAAGAUAAAGAAGUUCACCCAGUCCAAGCUCUUAAGAAGUGCCGGACUGUCUUAAAGAUAGAGGAGCUCCUCGUUGUCUUCUCCCUUCUUCUUCUUCUUCUUCUUCUUCUUCUUCUUCUUCUUCUUCUUCUUCUUCUUCUUCUUCUUCUUCUUCUUCUUCUUCUUCUUCUUCUUCUUCUUCUUCUUCUUCUUCUUCUUCUUCUUCUUCUUCUUCUUCUUACUUGUAUUGGAAACUGUACUGAUGACUCCCGGUAUCGCUCCGAACUUCUGAUUGUGCGCAUCAUAUCAUCUUGGUAAAGGAAGCGACGGGCUGGAUAAAAAGCAGUCGCACGUUCAGCUGUCUUGCCGACGAGAAUGUAG
Spirodela intermedia is the source of this 1245-nucleotide messenger RNA. NCBI's taxonomy places the organism in Eukaryota, Viridiplantae, Streptophyta, Magnoliopsida, Alismatales, Araceae. The record is from the annotation of a GenBank genome assembly.